Molecule: messenger RNA, 1493 nt
Organism: Linum trigynum
Lineage: Eukaryota; Viridiplantae; Streptophyta; Magnoliopsida; Malpighiales; Linaceae
Source: the annotation of a GenBank genome assembly
CGUGCGACUUCUAUCCAUUUUCCCUCCCUCUUUCGUCACCCCAACUCUUCUUGCGCUCCAGAGUCCCUUCCCGUCCAUCUGAAUGAAACAUAAGUACCAGAGAUGCCAAUCUCAGCUCUAACAUCUCUCACCCAUGGAGGCUGCCGCUACUACCACCACCGCAGCCCGUCCACUACCACGCCGUCUCUUCCCCUUUCUAAAUUCUCUUCCCUCACCUUGAGGUGCAAUUUCCUCUCCAAAACCCCGCUUAUUUCCCAUCCAGCGGCGACCCAAUUCCGUCUCCCCACCAUCUCCCCGGGAAACAAGAGAUUGGGUCUCUCAGUCGUCGCUAUGAGCUUCGACGCCGGCGUGGGCGUGAUGGGGACCAAGCUCGGUAUGAUGAGUUUCUUCGAGCCCGACGGCGUGGUGGUGCCGGUCACGGUGGUCGGGUUCCGGGAAGGCAACAUUGUGACCCAGAUUAAGACUGAUUCGACCGACGGGUAUGAUGCGGUUCAGGUGGGUUAUCGCAGGGUUAGGGAUAGGAAACUAACCAAACCUGAGAUGGGUCAUUUGGAGAAGGCAGGGGUUAUACCCAUGAGGCACUUGCAGGAGUUUAGGCUGCAGAGUAUUGAUGGGUUUGAAGUUGGGCAGAAGUUGGCUUUCGAGGAGCUUUUUAAGGAAGGGGAUUUCGUUGAUGUCUCUGGAAUCACCAUUGGCAAAGGGUUUCAAGGUGGUAUUAAGAGGCACAACUUCAAGAGAGGACUGAUGACUCAUGGUUCCAAGAGUCAUAGAGCUCUGGGAUCCAUUGGUGCCGGAACUACACCAGGUCGAGUGUACAAAGGCAAGAAGAUGCCUGGAAGGAUGGGUGGAACCAAGACCAAGAUCAGAAAGCUCAAGGUGGUUAAAGUUGACAACGAUCUCGGGGUAGUGAUGAUCAAAGGUGCUCUCCCGGGUAAGCCUGGCAAUCUUCUGCGCUUCGCUCCUGCUAAGAUAGUUGGGAAGAACAUACCCAAGAACUAACCAACAAUCACUCUCUCUGGUGUCUCUCAACUGUAGUUGUCAGCGAUUUUUGUAUCAUAUAAACACCAUCAAUGUGUUUUAACAAUGUUCAUCCUAGGCAUUCUUCAGGUAGACGGUCGCUGCCUACGUCUGUCAAUGCCCAUGGCAAAUGCAAAAUUGCAUAUGAAUAUAUGAUGUUGUAGUUCUUGUGUGUGUCUGCAAUCAGUAGAUUAAGGGUUAGCAUGUUACGAUAUGAUGUUGUAGUUCUUAUGUGGGUCUGCAAUCAGUAGAUUAUGUGUGUUUUAUCAAUAUCACUUUAUUCACAAUUUUUUUUUUUUUUUUGUGUUCAUUCACGCCAUUUUGUGCGUAUUCACUUAAUAUUAUGUUUAUUCACGUAAGAAUCUGAGUUAUUCACGUAAAUGAAAAUUCAAACUUCCCCCCUAAUAAUCUGUAUUGUCUAUAUUUUAUGGAAUCUGUAUUGUCUAUAUUUUAUGGAAUUAAAUUUGAAUUCUCAA